Messenger RNA from Ixodes scapularis (black-legged tick), 1019 nucleotides. RefSeq names its product glycine receptor subunit alpha-3. Gene Ontology annotation, cellular component: neuron projection; membrane; synapse. Gene Ontology annotation, biological process: signal transduction; regulation of membrane potential; chemical synaptic transmission. The transcript is spliced from 6 exons. The coding region runs from base 36 to 1019 and encodes 327 amino acids. NCBI's taxonomy places the organism in Eukaryota, Metazoa, Arthropoda, Arachnida, Ixodida, Ixodidae. The record is from RefSeq and is a predicted model, not a curated record. Gene Ontology annotation, molecular function: extracellular ligand-gated monoatomic ion channel activity; neurotransmitter receptor activity; transmembrane signaling receptor activity.
GACGGCCGACAGUGGUGCAGUUUCACGUGACAGUUAUGAGUCUGGACUCCAUUGAUGAAGAAUCAAUGACAUACGCUGCGGAUAUUUUCUUCGCACAAAGCUGGAAGGAUCACCGAUUGAAGCUUCCCGAAAACAUGACGUCAAAAUAUCGGCUGCUGGAGGUGGACUGGCUCAAGCGUAUGUGGCGCCCAGACUGCGUCUUCAAGAACGCCAAGCAGGUCACAUUCCAGACAAUGACGGUGCCCAACCACUACAUAUGGCUUUACCAGGACAAGACCAUCUUCUACAUGGUCAAGUUGACACUGACCUUGUCCUGCGCCAUGAACUUCGCUUCGUAUCCUCACGAUACGCAAAUAUGCUCGAUGCAGAUGGAAAGCUUAUCCCACACGACAGACGAUCUCGUGUUCCAGUGGAACGAUGCGGACCCUCUGGUGGUACACAAAGAUUUCGAGUUACCACAGCUUGACCUCGAAAAGACGGAUCUUCAAGACUGCACGGAGCUGUACUCCACGGGCAACUUCACCUGCCUCCAACUGACCUUCACACUCAAACGUCGACUGGGCUACUACAUGUUCCACACGUACAUUCCCACCUGCCUCAUUGUCAUCAUGUCCUGGGUGUCCUUCUGGAUCAAGCCCGAGGCCGUGCCUGCCAGAGUGACGCUGGGCGUCACAAGUCUGCUCACACUGUGCACCCAACACGCCAAGAGCCAGGCGUCGCUGCCGCCUGUGUCCUACAUCAAGGCCAUCGACAUCUUCAUGUCCUCCUGCACCGUGUUCGUUUUCGCGUCCCUGAUGGAGUACGCCGUGGUGAACAUCAUCCUCGAAGAUGGCGACAAGGUCGAAGACAAGUGCGAAAGGUUACACUCGACCAACUCCCUGGGCAGCGAAGAUCGCACUCGGAAACAGCAAGGUCGUUUAAGAGCGCUGCUCAUUGACAAGAUUUCAAGGAUCGUCUUUCCAACUAGCUUCAUUGUUCUCAACACUUUCUACUGGGUCUUUUAUGUUUUAUGCGCGUGA